CGUUUAUGAGUUGUCAGUAGUUUCGUCAGUGGUAGAGAUUUUUAGUUUUGAGGCCCAUAAAUAAUGGCCACCGAGGUCGAAGAAACGAUCAAGAGAAUCCAAGCCCACAAAGGGGUGAUGGGUGUCGUCAUCGUAAACCACGAAGGUAUACCAAUCAAAAGCUCAUUAGAUAAUGCCACUUCAGUAUUAUAUGCUGGGCUUAUUGGACAGCUUACUGAGAAGGCCAGGAAUGUGGUUCGUGAAAUGGUAAUUUAUAUUUUUUACAGUAGUUUCCUAAAUUUAGCUAAUCUCAUUUAUUAAGACUUAUCCUAUGUU
Messenger RNA from Bombyx mandarina (wild silkworm), 315 nucleotides. RefSeq names its product dynein light chain roadblock-type 2. The record is from RefSeq and is a predicted model, not a curated record. NCBI's taxonomy places the organism in Eukaryota, Metazoa, Arthropoda, Insecta, Lepidoptera, Bombycidae. Gene Ontology annotation, biological process: microtubule-based movement. Gene Ontology annotation, cellular component: cytoplasmic dynein complex.